GAUUAUCGGAUGAACCAAAAAGCGACGAGAAUACCUGGGCUUACGGAGUACGCCUAGCGCCCGCGUCGACGUCCGCCUCGUCCACUUCUGAGGGUAAAGACCGCGAUCCCUCCUCCAUGUCCACGCCUUCUAUGGCUGGGGCCAAAACGCGUCAGGCGA
Molecule: messenger RNA, 159 nt
Organism: Amoebophrya sp. A25
Lineage: Eukaryota; Dinophyceae; Syndiniales; Amoebophryaceae
Source: the annotation of a GenBank genome assembly